AAUGAAGGACAGCAGGGGGCUUCAGGACAAAAGUCCAAAGGAACAAACCUGUCCCCACUGAUCAUGCCUGUGUCUGUACCAGUCGCUGUGACAAAUGUUUUAGGCCCCCAAGCCUCUACACAUCAAGCCGAGAGGUCACAGACUCGUAAAGGUGCAGCUAAGACGUCUCGUCGUCUUGACCCUUUAAACUGCCUCAUCAUCCCCAGUCCAACUCUGCCUCGACUAUCUUCUCCACAAUGCACCAAUAAUAAGGAUACCCAGGGUUUGCAGAGAAGCUGUGGCACGGGCGGUUACCCCAGCCAGCUGCGCUCGCCAAACUAUCUGACAGACCACCCACUGAGCCCUAGUUUUCAUCCCCCACCCUACACCCCUCAGCCAAUGCUGAGCCCUCUCCGUCCUGGGACAGGCCUUUACUCUAAAAGCCUACCGCAGCAUCAGCAAUGCCCAUCUCUUCCCAGCACCCUCGAUGGUGUCUCCUUCCCAAUUGACAACACAGUCACCAACAUACAGCCGAGGAUUAACGUGGGUUCACAGUUUCAAGCAGAGAUCCCCCCAGUGCGGGACACACUGUACAUGCUGUAUGAAGAGCACCCUGCUCAACUCGUCUGGACUCCUUGGAAAGAUCUCUCUACCAACACAGAAACACAACAGAGGGUCACAGAGCUGUUAGACGUGCUGUUCCAGUGUGCUACCAGGAGGAGGCACCAACAUCGAAUUCGCUCUCAACUGCCUUCAUGA
Molecule: messenger RNA, 738 nt
Organism: Sinocyclocheilus anshuiensis
Lineage: Eukaryota; Metazoa; Chordata; Actinopteri; Cypriniformes; Cyprinidae
Product: zinc finger protein 541-like
Exons: 5
Biological process (GO): regulation of transcription by RNA polymerase II; negative regulation of DNA-templated transcription
Cellular component (GO): histone deacetylase complex; transcription regulator complex
Molecular function (GO): transcription corepressor activity
Source: RefSeq, a predicted model, not a curated record